CUGUCUUUCUGAUUGUCGUAAUUACGGGGAACAGUACAUUCGAAUCUUUGGGGGGAAUGAAUAAUAUUUCUGAGUUUUUAACUUUUUACAAUAAUCGACUGGGUGAAAAGGAAUUAAAGAAACGAGCAUUUUUUGGAGUAACUAUAGCUCUAUUUCUUUCUGCCGAUUUUCGUCAAGGCGAUGAACGUUUUAGUGUUCAUUCUGGAGGUAAGCAAUGUGCUUUUAUGACUUUUACAGCUCGAAUAUCCUUGUGGUCGAAGAUAAACAUCUAAUAAUGUCUUACUACAAGGAGACAAAUUGUACUUGAAGCGAUCAAUACUGGUUUUAUAAUGUUAGAUCCAGGUAUAAAUCUUUUGUCUGUAGAACACCCACCUAAGUUAUUGGUGUUUCAUCUUCAUGUACAAACAUGUCGAACGACUUUUCGUACGAGAUCUGUCAUUCAAUGGUCAAGUUAUCAACACAGUUUGACCUCAUUCGCCUGUAUAUGAAAACUUAUUAACUGCAGUAGAUUACCAAAUAAUGAUUUACCUGUUGUAUAGAUCUUUUGUGGUAAAUGGCAUUGCCACUGAAUUGCCCAGACAUUCAAAAACAACAUCACCUAUGAGGGUGAAUUCACCCAUUAUGGUGAAGCCCAUACAAAACAUUUCAACCAAAGUUGCUAUCUUCUAAUAUACAUCAAGGCGAUGAAAUUUUUAGUGUUCAAUCUAGAGAAAAGCAAUGUGCUUUCAUGAAUUUGUCGGCAGUUUUAAUAGGCCACUGAUUGUCUUAUAUUUAUUUGUGUGGGAAAGUGCCAAGCAAUGAGUUUAUGGUGUUUAUUGACAAAAACAAACACGGAAUGUUAUUUAUUCAUGUCUUUACGCAAUAAUUAAUAAUCAGACUUAAUAAGAUUCCUAUAGCAACCCAGUGUGUAUUGUUGUACGGUCUAUUUUGUAUCUCUGAGAUAUGUCCAUUGUUAGCAUAAUAUGAAAUAAUCCUACCGACUUACUUAUAUUCACCUUGCUGUGUCACCACAUUUCAGGGUAUACUAUAAUUUUCAAUAAUGCUCACAAUUUCUUUCUUAUUAUACAGUUAUGCAGAACUCAAUCUCAAUCAUUACAAUGAAUGAUGUCAUCUGAAGCUAUUAAUUAAACAAAAUGUCAACAAAUAGAUUUUGUCUCCCAAUUAGCAGAUUGUUUGGUUGUUCUUCGGUAGUGCUAUAACCUUGAAGGUGCCAUUAAAGUAAUAAUUUGGACAAAAACUGACUUAGUAUUUCCAUAUAUGAUAUUAUACAGGGUGCAUAAAAGAAAGGUAAUCGAACUUUAGUGCGCUAUUGUAUCUGAAUUACUCCGCGUAUGAACGAGAUUUUUUCACAUUCGGAACGAUCAUGAUUUUAGCUGUUGAAUGAUAUCUUCUUCAUGCCAAAUGGAUAAAAAAUGAGCAAAUACGAAUCCGACAAAUAAUGUUAGUCAGAAUCGCAUAUUUUCACCGUUGAGAGUUGGGUCUAAAGCCAUUGAAAAUGAACCCCCCUUAGGAUUUAAGUUGAUGAAUUUCACUUCAUUAAACUGCACACAUAUUCAUAUUCAUUAUUCAGUAGGAAUAAAUCUUAGCUAACGUUCGUGAUUAAUUGCUUUUUUUUUGUUAUGCAUUGUUUUAAUUAGGCACAGAGGUGAAAAUAUGCGAUUUUGACUAACAUUUUUAAUCGGCCUCGUACAUGCUUAUUUUUUCUCUACUUGGCAUGAAAAGCAUGUCAUUGAAUAGCUAAAAGCCUGAUCUUUCCGAUUAUGAAAACCAAUUGUUCAUACGGCAAGUAAUUCACGUAUAAUAGCGCGCUGAAUUUCGAUUACCUUUUUUUAUACACCCUGUACAGUAUUCUGUGGCAAGUCAGCGAUGGCAACUAGUCAUACUAUGCUAAACCUGCAUCAUUUGAAUAAUGCAAAUAAUUAAAAAUUUGUAUAGCAUGACCUGUUGCUAUGGGUGGCUUCACCACAGACAUGCAGUAUUAUAAUUAUACAUACAAAAGCAAGAAAUUUCUACUUUCUGAACAGCCAUCUUGUGGGCCUGUUUACAUGUUGGAAGGCUAGGCGAUUCAAAUGCUGGUUAAUCCAUUGAUUUGUAUUGCAUCCUGAUGUGCCCUAUUCUAUUAUUUUACUCUGUCUAACGCCAGAAAAUUUUACUCGUCAAGGGGAGAGCGCUGGUGCUGAAUGGAUUAUCCGAACUCAAAUGUUGCACAGGGUGUCCCCCAAAAAAGUGACACUAUAGGAAUUAUCUCAUUGUUCUUAAGCCGCUCUUAAACGCGAGUGAUUACACGCCUGGGAAUUUAAUGAACUUGUAUUUACAUUUAAGCAUUUUAAAACGUUUUCGCUUUGUCCAGAUAUUUUAACGCCCGAGUCAAGCAAAACGAUUACAAUAGUAAACGGUUUGCUUUUUUUAUUUUAAAUUCCAGAAGCAGAAGUUUAUGCACCUGUGGGAUCAACUUACUGCUAGGGCAUUCAAUAAUUAACAAUGGGAUAAUUUCUAUUGUGUCACUUUUUUGGGGGACACCCUGUAUACUAGUGAAGAUCUUGUAGUUCAACAAGAUUACAGUUAACUAUAACCUAUCUCUAGAAAAUAAAGUUUUUUGCUGAAUCGUGCACUGUAACUUAUUUCAAUACAUCAAAAUAAUCCUGCCUCACAUCUCGUCCCGGCAAAGUAGGAUCAUAUAAACAGACCUUUAUUCAAUAAAUUGUGCAUGCUGCCUUUGAUCCCUUGGGGGUACCUUUGAUCCCCGAGGUAGCACUUUCCUUGCGAUAGUAACUCAUAGUUUGUUAGUUUCGCCAUAUUACAAUACACAAAACUAUAACACGAACAAGAAUAAUAUACAUGACAAUAGGCAGGGUGACCGCAACAGCGCGAGCCAAUUACUGCGGGCACGACAAAAAUAAAAAACUAUCUAAAUAAAACUAUAACUAAUAGCAGCACUUAAGAGGCUGAACCAGAGUUCGAGCGGUAUUACACUUUCGAGCGGUAUUACACGUUUUACUUUUCCUCUGCAGCAGUACGAAAAACAAGGUAGCGAAAUCUGUGUUUUUGUUGUUUUCACAAUUUUUGCUGGCGAUAAGAAAGCGUCUGCAAUAAAUUUGGUCCGCGACGACAAUUUCCCCACCUGUUGCCCCAGCGUAUUUUUAUCAUUCCCUUCUAAUUAGCUCCCAGUCUGGAAGCGCUGAAUAUACAGUAUGCUCCUCCCUCUAUGUAUAGCUACCAUCCUCUAUAUUAUUUAAAUAUAUCAUUCCCAUUAUAAACUUACUGCAAGAUAUGAACACAUCGUCCUUAGCAGACAGCAAAAGCUAUUGCUGCACAGUUAACCAAAAACGUAGUUAUGGACAUGGAAACAUUGUCACAAUUUUUGUUGCAGUUUGCACGAUCUUGGUAAAACCUCGUCAAUUAUGUGACAAUCAGAAAUAUUUCUCAAACCACAAAUGCCACGCAAGCACCAUCCAGCUAUGCCUGAAAAAUAUAUUUUUAACUCGUUUUUACAUAGUUACUUCAGAUCUGAUCUUAGUCAAGUUUUUGCUCCACUGAUUGGCUGACUAGUUUAUUCAACCAAUCAGCCUAACCCAAAUAGAGUCAGAGGCCAGCUUCUCAGUAGAAAUGUUCCUUUUAUGUUAGACGUCUGACCUUCUCCAUUGCCCACAAUACAGACAUAUACGCUACAUAACUUACGAAAUUGAUACUGUACAUUUUAGUAAGAUACGAUAUAGAAAGAUUUGAAUGCUGUAUUUUCUAAAUCCCUGUAAUUUAAUUACCUCUUUCUUAUACUGUCUCACUCUGUAUCGUCUUUUCGACUAGAACCGUGUACUCCAUUGGGCAUGCAGAGUGGAGAAAUAUUGGACAGUGCCGUCACAGCAUCGUCGUUUUAUGACGGGUUUUUUAAACCAGCCAACGCAAGACUCAAUAUAUUUCGUGGUAAGUGCGCGUGGACACCAACAAAUAACGGGCAGCAGAAUGCGUGGAUACAGGUUGAUUUGGGUGAUAUCAAAUUAAUAACUGGUGUAUCUACUCAAGGACGUUGCAAUGCUGCUUUACCUCAAUGGGUAAAAUCUUAUACGGUAUCACACAGUAGUUAUGGUCAACAGUGGAAAUUGUACGAGGAAUCCGGCAGCGUAAAGGUUAGCUUAUUAGUUAUUACCUAAAUAAGUAAGUAAUAAACUAAGAGACCGCAUAUCGUAGUUUCUGCAGCGUAGCGUAGAGUGGCAAUUGAUGCAGCUCAAACCUGAUCCUGGCAGCAUGUUGACGGGUUGCGUUCCCUUUUGAUGCCAACAUGAACUCGUGCCCGGUCACGUGGUGAAACUAACAUGGUAGGUUUAGUAAAUGGAAAAUCCAAAGAAGAACUUUCGACUGAGUACAGGAAGGGACCAACUAAAAUUCCACUUACACUUUCCAUUUGCAUUGUAUUUUUAAUCGCAGUCUACUUUCUCGAAUUUUCUGUCAUUUCUACCAAAUGCGUCCUUAUGUCAUCGUCUUAUUCUUCUAAUAGCUCUAACACAUCAUAUCUCCGCUACUUCCAGUUCUUCAUCUGUUUUUCCUUCACUUCCCAUGUCUCUGCGUCAUAUAAAAUUACCAGUUUUAUCAUCCUUAUAAAUUACUGCACAUAAUUAUAUGAAUUCAUAAGGGUUCAGAUUUGACUUCUACUACCGCUACCACUAGCACUACCUCUCUCUCUGGCUGAGUACGCAUCUGAUUGGUUAAUUGGAUAAAUCAAACGCACCUGAUUGGUUGAUGGUCACUUAAUGGUAACGAUGGCGGCAGUGCAAGUCAAAUCUGAACCUGUAGCUAUAUAAUAAAUCUGAGCCUGUAGCUAAUACUGAAAUACAACCAAGUAUAGAUGACCAAUCGUCGAUAACCUUGGGUGAGUCAAACGAAUCAAAUUAUCCAAAUAUCUCAUUAUAUAAUUUAGAAAAAAAAACAUUUCAUCGGGGCAUGUCUAUGGCAUGUUUGAAUAUAAAUAGUUUAUUUGCCCAUAUAGAUGAAUUACGAGUAUUUAUGAGUAAUAAUAAAGUAGACAUAUGUAUUAAUGAGACCAAACUUUUUUCAUCAAUUAAUGACAAUGAAGUCCAUAUACCAAAUUUCGAAAUCGUUCGAAGAGAUCGAUGUACAAAUGGCCGUCAUGGUGGCGGCAUUUGAAUUUACAUUAGAAGUAAUAUUAAUUACAAAAUACGACAUAAUCUACAAUCUGAAACUCUCGAAAAUCUAGUUGUAGAAAUUAAGAAACCACGAUCUAAGUCUAUCCUGGUUAGUAUAUGGUAUAGACCUCCUGAUUUACCUAUACUAGUUACUUUGACGAAUUCGAGCAAACGAUUGGAUCGUUCGAUGCUGAAAAUUUAGAGUAUUAUCUGCUUGGUGAUUUAAAUGUUGAUUUUACCCCAACGACCGAGUCACCAAGUAAGAAUAAAGUAAAAGAAAUACUUGAUAUAAAUUAUACGAUGUAGAACAAUUAAUAAACGAACCGACAAGAAUUACUGCUACAUCUAGCACUCUGAUCGAUUUAUGCCUAACCAAUGCACUAAUAAAUAUUGUGAAGUCUGGUGUCAUACACGUAUCUAUUAGUGACCAUUUAUUAAUACAUAUGAUACGUAAGGUAAAUAAGAUCCUGAAUUUCAAUGAACACGGCUAUCCAGGUAUACCAAGCAGUGAUUCAACCUCAUUUUUACUACUGCUGCUCGGUCUGGGAUAGCCUUGGCGAAACGUUAUAAGUUCUACUACAAAAAUAACAGAACCAGGCGAUCAGGGUCAUUACGAGGUCCAGCUAUAUGACACCGAUGCUACUGUGCUUCUUGAUACUCUACACUCGGAUAACUUAUCGUUCAGACGCAAAAAAUUUAAAGCUGGCUUGGUGUUCAAAACACUCAAAGGUGACACACCUACCUAUCUACAGUAGAAAAUGUUUUUUCAGUUCGUGGCUCAGAAUAUAAUCUUAGGAACUUUGAAAUAAGAUUAAAUCUACCCAAGCCACGAACUAAUUAUCUGAAGCGAAGCUUUCACUACAGUGGAGUAGUACUGUGGAAUAGCCUUCCAGAAAAUAUAAGAAUGCUCCAAUCGUUUGCUCAGUUCCGGAAAACUGUAAACAAGUAUUAUAAUAGAAUAUAUAUAUAUAUAUAUAUAUAUAUAUAUAUAUAUAUAUAUAUAUAUAUAUAUAUAUAUAUAUAUACAUAUAUAUAUAUAUAUAUAUAUAUAUAUAUAUAUAGAUUCCACCGUGGAUAAAUAAAUUUUAUUAUAUUGUAUUGCAUAUUACUUCCACUACCACCACGCACCUUUCACUGAUUAGCACUUAUCUGAUUGGUUAUAACCAGGAAGAGUCAAUGAAUCUAGUUGGUUAAUUUUACUUUGUUGUAGCGGUAGUGGAAGUUAAUUCUAAACCUCACUGAUAGUCUUCCCUGCAGCCUUGCUUGUAUCGAUCUUUCUAUCUAGAUCUCUUCAUUCCUAUUGCAGACAUGGAAGCUUUUUCUUUCAGUUCUCAUAAUUCGUUCGUGUAAUUUUUUGUCGUAGCAACGUGUGUUCUUUUAGACCUUUUAUUACUUGUGUUUUCACCUUGUUUAAAUCGCAAGUUGAUUCCAAUAUACUGUAGCUAUGCAAGCGCAACCAGUAAACUAAGUCUUAAACACUGUCACUAGCAAUUAAACUGCAAUGCGGUAAUAUCGAAAUAACAUCAGAAAAUGCUAACCGUAUCACACCCGCAUGAAAUAUAUUUUUUCUCUCAAUAGAAUUUCACUGGAAACACAGAUAAAACAACGGUUGUGACUCAUGGUUUCAAAAAUCCAAUCAGUGCUCGCUAUGUCAAAGUUUUACCGCAGUCAUUUCGUUAUAGACCAUCUAUGAGAAUGGAACUUUACACUGGAUGUCCUAUGGAUUAUUAAGAAAACAAUUGAUACAUUUCUUCGAACUUCCUUCUUUCUACAUUUCAAGUUAUUUCACGUUUUCUACAAAUCCAUUGUGCAUGUUUUUGUCGAUGAGAAAGUUUCUAAAUGUUAUCACAAACGACAAACACAAACAUUUGUAUAUCUGCAAGUAUAUAGCAAACGAAAAAAGUUACUGGCGUGAACAAAUUGUUCAUUAUAUCUUUUUCCAAAAUCGUUGCCCACAACGGGUUAAACGUCUUUUCCCAAAAUCGUUGGGGGGAGGGUGUUAAAAUUUUUGUGAAUGUUUUCGUAAAAUUAUAAAAAUUUUGAAUAUAACUGUUAUAAUUCUAAAUAUUUUUUGGUGACUACGAAAACAAUUUGCUGACAAAUCUGUUAUUUUGUCGAAAAGAUGUUUUCAGGGUCUGUCACUCCCCACAACCCUUAGCGAGGGCCCUAAAUGUUGUGUUUAAUGGAAACACAUAGCCUAGAAUGGCAAGAUUUGCUCGCUCAAGGUUAUAUAGCUGUUACAUACAAGUUGACCAACAUAAUUACAGUAAUUCUAAGAUCAAGUUAGUGUAUAAUGCUUGGGCGAGCUAGAGGAAAUGCACUGAGUUUAAAUAGUUGCAUAUAAUGUUGAUAUUGUACGUAUAAUUUUAUUAUGUAAUUCUUUAAAUAUGUU
Paramuricea clavata is the source of this 7530-nucleotide messenger RNA. NCBI's taxonomy places the organism in Eukaryota, Metazoa, Cnidaria, Anthozoa, Malacalcyonacea, Plexauridae. The record is from the annotation of a GenBank genome assembly.